AUGGAACCACAACCAGCUUUCAACCCAUUCGCAAAUCUUACCCCCAAACAAUUAGAUGCCUUCAAGGAGAUGAAGAAGAACCUCUCUGAUUUUACAGAUCCAGAGGACGUUGCAUAUCUUACCGAUAUGUGCAUACUCAGAUAUUUGCGUGCUCGUAACUACACAGUCUCCAAGUCGGAAAAAAUGUUAAGAAACACCCUGGCCUGGCGUAAGUCAUAUAGACCACAGGAUGUAAAAUUAUCAGAGGUAACAGACAUUGCCAAAACUGGUGCCAUCUAUGUCAACGGUAAAGAUGUCAAAGGUCGUCCAAUUAUUAUUGCCAGACCAAGAAAUGACACCCUCAAGAAAAUGCCACACGAACUCAAAUUUAAGAAUCUUGUAUACUGGCUUGAGCAAGGUUUCAGACAAAUGAAUGAAUCCAAAGGUAUUGAAACUUUUUGCUUUGUUGUAGAUUAUCAUGGUUUCUCAAGAAAGAGUAUGGACAUGAAAACUAAUUUGGAAUCAAUGCAUCAUUUGUUAGAUAAUUGUCCAGAACGUAUGGGUCAAUCAUUGUUUUUGGAUCCACCAACAAUGUUUUGGGUGGCAUGGAAAAUUAUUUCUCCAUUUUUGAAUGAAGUAACAUUAUCCAAAGUAAAAUUCAUAUACUCAAAGAAAGUCAACGGUAAAAGAACAUUCCCAGAGCUUUCAAAUUAUAUUUCACCGGAUCAGUUGGAGAUGGAUCUUGGUGGUGAAAAUCCAGUUACUUUCAAUCGUGAUCCAGCCAGUUUCCUUAAUAAUCCUUUGGUUAGUAUGUCGUCAAAUAGUUUAUCUGCACAAAUGCAACUAGAGGAAGCAAUCGAGCCAGAGGAAGAGGAGAUCGAUGAGAAAGAGUUUGAACAAUUUAAAGCAUCAAACUCAAAUAAUCAUAUUCAACCUACACCAAUAUCAACAACAUCAGUAUAA
Molecule: messenger RNA, 942 nt
Organism: Heterostelium album PN500
Lineage: Eukaryota; Evosea; Eumycetozoa; Acytosteliales; Acytosteliaceae
Gene: rsc5
Product: SEC14 family lipid-binding protein
Exons: 2
Coding region: 1-942 (313 amino acids)
Molecular function (GO): phosphatidylinositol transfer activity
Source: RefSeq, a predicted model, not a curated record